Messenger RNA from Zasmidium cellare ATCC 36951, 426 nucleotides. RefSeq lists its product as uncharacterized. The record is from RefSeq and is a predicted model, not a curated record. The transcript has 2 exons. Bases 1 to 426 code for a protein of 141 amino acids. Lineage: Eukaryota; Fungi; Ascomycota; Dothideomycetes; Mycosphaerellales; Mycosphaerellaceae.
AUGCCCCUCGAUCACUUCACCAUUUGCGUCCCAGAAGGCAAGCUGGAAGAAAUGGUCUCCUGGCUUCUCGCAGCCAACUCAUGCUUCGGCUUCAAAGAGAUGCUACGACCAGUCCCACAUGUCGUCGGCAUGGGAGAAGAUCGACCUUACUUCUGGAUUGUCAGCGAUCCUACGACCAAAUCCUCAGAGUCGCAGAUCAAAGAGUGGAGGAAGCAGCACAUCGCCUUUACGGUGGAGACACGCGAACAUCUCGAUCAAUGGUACGAGGCUGCCAUCAAGGCUGGUGGAGAAGACAAUGGCAAGCCAGGUCCGAGAUUUGAGUAUCAUCCGGGGUACUAUGGAGCUUUCGUGCGGGAUCCGGUCUGUGGUAUCAACUUUGAGGCGGUUUGGCGGGAUACUAAUGCAAGUCGUGCUGGGGACGAGUGA